GACUUUGUUUUCUUCACUUUGCGAGUAUAUUUUAACUAAAAUGAUAUUUUUAAGAGUUUGUGUUUUUUGUUACAUAUUCUACACAUCCAUAUUUUAGUCAGAACUUCAGUUAAAAUCAGUGGAAGUGAUGAAAAACGUAGCUAAAAUGCUAAAAAAGGGCAAGCCGAGCUGUGUAUCCCUCCGCGCGGCUGGAGGAAAGUAGUGCGCGGAGUGAGCAGGAAUCGUAUGAGUCUAAUUUUCAGCUCGCGGUUUGUUUCAUCGACAAUAAAACACAAAGAAAGAAAAACUCAUCGGAGGAAACCGUGAUAUAAAAGUUGGGAAUCUUUUUCCAGAUGUCUCUGGUGGAUCUGGGGAAGAAGUUGCUGGAGGCGGCUCGCUCUGGACAGGAUGACGAGGUUCGGAUCCUCAUGGCCAACGGAGCUCCGUUCACCACAGACUGGCUGGGCACAUCGCCGCUCCACCUCUCAGCUCAGUACGGUCACUACUCAACCACCGAAGUGCUGCUGCGCGCCGGCGUCAGCCGAGACGCUCGCACCAAAGUGGACCGAACCCCUCUGCACAUGGCUGCCUCGGAAGGCCACGCCUCCAUCGUAGAGGUGCUGCUGCAGCACGGCGCCGAUGUGAAUGCUAAGGACAUGUUGAAGAUGACGGCUCUGCACUGGGCGGUUGAACAUGGACAUGGUGACGUGGUGGCGCUGCUGCUGCGGUUCGGCGCUGACGUUCACGCUCAGAGUAAAUUCGGCAAAACGGCGCUCGAUAUUGCGCUCGACAACAACAACGAGGACCUGGCGGAAAUCCUGCAGGUGGCGAUGCAGAACCAAAUCAACACAAACCCCGAGAGUCCCGACAUGCUGACCAUCCACACCGCGUCACCCCAGUUCAUCAUCGGCCCGGGGGGAGUGGUCAACCUGACGGGCCUCAUCUCCCCCUCCAACACCGCGAAACCUACAGUGAUGGCUACUGAGGAGGUGGUGACUGCAGACUCCGUCGACGGCGCCAUCCAGCAGGUCGUGACCUCCGGAGGUCAGCAAGUCAUCACCAUAGUAACUGACGGCAUUCAGCUAGGAAACCUGCAAGGGGGCGGAGCCAUCAACCAGCCCAUAAUAGUCACCAUGCCUGACGGGCAGCAAGUGUUGACAGUUCCAGCCACAGACGUAGCGGAGGAGACGGUGGUGAGCGACGAACCAUCGCUCAAGCGAGCGAGACUGGAAGAGGAAGAAGAGGAGGAAGAAGAGGAGAACACCACCACACACACACACGAGACGAAGGUCACAACACACACACACACACACACACACACACACACACACGAGACGAAGGAGAAGGUGGCGUUGUUGAAGCAGUUGGAGGAGGCGAACAGAGAAGCUCAGAAAUACAGACAGCAGUUCCUGAAGAAGGAGCAGGAGGCUGAGGCGUACCGCCAAAAACUGGAGGCCAUCACACGGCAGGGGGGGAAGAAACCGGCGUGACACACACACACACACACACACACACACACACAAAAGGCAUGUGUCUGUAUCAUAACUGGUUUCUCAACAUACCAAGAUAAUAUUCUUAUCAGGAACACUUCAAAAUUUCAUCUUGUCCACUAUGUAGGCUCCCUACGUAGGCAGCAUUCCCUGCUAAAUGAAACAUGCCCCUGCCUUUUAAUGGUCGCUAUUUGGGCAUUAUUUAAGACAGUACCGUAAUUCAUGCAUUUAUUUUUAAAUGUAUAUCAUCAUGUAUAGUAAGUAUAGUUUCAUAUCGACACAUGCCCACACACACACACACACACACACACACACACACACACACAACUGAUUGCUAAGAGACUCUUUCUCACACACACACACACUAAAGUUUUUUGUUGCAUUUUUUAAAAGACAUAUUUGUGUACCAACCCACAACAUCAUCCAAUCAUCAGUCAGAACCCUGUGCCCCACCUAGUGCACUUAAUUCGGGAAGCAUUAAUAUUUAGUGCACUUGUGAAAUCCCACAAUGCAUUGCAGUAUGUUAGCGUCCAAUCCCUGUGUACUCUUAACGUAGAGAUUAAGGGCCCCGUUGUGUUUUUUUUUUUUUUUUUUUUUUCGAUAUUAUGUGACUUUGUUUCUGAGUCGAAUGUGAUAACGUGGAUUGUGUGGAAUAAAUGUUGCUGUAGCGA
Molecule: messenger RNA, 2140 nt
Organism: Pangasianodon hypophthalmus (striped catfish)
Lineage: Eukaryota; Metazoa; Chordata; Actinopteri; Siluriformes; Pangasiidae
Gene: gabpb1
Product: GA binding protein transcription factor subunit beta 1
Exons: 8
Coding region: 333-1469 (378 amino acids)
Biological process (GO): positive regulation of transcription by RNA polymerase II
Cellular component (GO): nucleus
Molecular function (GO): protein binding; transcription cis-regulatory region binding
Source: RefSeq, a predicted model, not a curated record